CGGUGUCUGGGGGCGAUGGCGGCGACUGAGCUGCGGGGAGUGGUGGGGCCCGGCCCAGCGAUGGGUGCCGCGCCGGGCGGCGGAGGCUCGGGGCCGGCCGCAGCUGGAGGAGGAGGACGCGGCGACUCUGGGCCCGGGCCCGGAGUAGCUCCGGGCCCCGCGGCGGCCGCGUCGGGAGGAGGCUCCGGGCCAGGGCCGGGCCCCGUGGCCACGGCUGGGGGAGGAUCGGCGGCCGGCCCCGCCCCGGCUCCGCCCACGGGGGGCUCGGGCGGCGGGGCGGGGGGCUCAGGCUCCGGCUCGGCCCGGGAGGGCUGGCUCUUCAAGUGGACCAAUUACAUCAAGGGCUACCAGCGGCGCUGGUUCGUGCUGAGCAACGGGCUCCUCAGCUACUACAGAUCAAAGGCAGAAAUGCGUCACACCUGCCGAGGAACCAUCAACCUGGCCACUGCCAAUAUCACUGUGGAGGAUUCCUGCAACUUCAUCAUCUCUAAUGGUGGGGCUCAGACCUACCACCUGAAGGCCAGCUCAGAAGUAGAGCGUCAGCGCUGGGUGACAGCCUUGGAACUGGCUAAGGCGAAGGCUGUGAAGAUGCUGGCAGAGUCAGAUGAAUCAGGAGAUGAAGAGUCGGUCUCUCAAACUGAUAAGACAGAACUGCAGAAUACCCUCCGGACCCUCUCCAGCAAAGUGGAGGAUCUGAGCACCUGCAAUGACCUGAUCGCCAAGCACGGCACGGCUCUCCAGCGAUCCCUCAGUGAGCUCGAGUCCCUUAAGUUGCCUGCUGAGAGUAAUGAAAAGAUCAAGCAGGUCAACGAACGUGCCACGCUCUUCAGGAUCACGUCGAAUGCCAUGAUUAAUGCUUGCAGGGACUUCCUGAUGUUGGCCCAGACGCAUAGCAAGAAAUGGCAGAGGUCUCUGCAGUAUGAAAGAGACCAGCGCAUCCGCCUGGAGGAGACCUUGGAGCAGCUGGCCAAACAGCAUAACCACCUGGAGAGGGCUUUCCGAGGGGCCACGGUGCUGCCAGCGAGUGUCCCUGGCAGUGCCGGUUCUGUGAAAGAUCAGAUCUGUUCUGGCAAAGGAGAUAUGAGUGACGAAGACGACGACAAUGAAUUCUUUGAUGCACCUGAGAUCAUCACCAUGCCUGAGAGCUUGGGUCACAAACGGACUGGUAGCAACAUCAGUGGGGCCAGCAGUGACAUCAGCCUGGAUGAACAGUAUAAACAUCAGCCAGAAGAGACGAAGAAGGAAAAAAGAACACGAAUUCCCUAUAAGCCAAACUACAGCCUCAAUUUAUGGAGUAUAAUGAAGAACUGUAUUGGAAAGGAACUCUCCAAGAUCCCAAUGCCAGUGAACUUUAAUGAGCCCCUGUCCAUGCUCCAGCGCCUCACUGAAGAUUUAGAGUAUCAUGAACUGUUAGACCGAGCUGCAAAAUGUGAGAACUCCCUGGAACAGCUGUGUUAUGUGGCGGCUUUCACCGUGUCCUCCUACUCCACUACUGUCUUCCGUACUAGCAAGCCAUUCAACCCACUCCUGGGGGAGACCUUUGAGCUGGACCGACUUGAGGAGAAUGGUUAUCGCUCCCUCUGUGAACAGGUGAGCCACCAUCCUCCUGCUGCUGCACACCAUGCCGAAUCCAAAAAUGGCUGGACAUUACGACAGGAAAUCAAAAUCACCAGCAAGUUCCGUGGCAAAUAUCUGUCCAUCAUGCCCCUCGGUAGCAUCCAUUGUAUCUUCCAUGCCACUGGUCAUCACUACACUUGGAAAAAAGUCACCACGACAGUGCACAACAUUAUUGUGGGCAAAUUGUGGAUAGAUCAGUCUGGUGAGAUUGACAUUGUGAAUCACAAGACAGGAGACAAGUGCAAUCUCAAGUUUGUUCCUUACAGCUACUUUUCCCGAGAUGUGGCCCGGAAGGUUACAGGGGAAGUCACAGACCCAUCAGGAAAAGUACACUUUGCCCUUCUGGGAACCUGGGAUGAGAAAAUGGAUUAUUUCAAAGUUCUCCCCACCAACGGGGAUAACGGGGGUGACAGUCGGCAAAGAAGCCACGAAUUGGAGGAAAGCAGGGUCAUGCUGUGGAAAAGGAACCCGCUGCCGAAGAAUGCAGAGAACAUGUACUACUUCUCUGAACUUGCCCUAACUCUCAAUGCAUGGGAGAGUGGCACGGCCCCCACGGACAGCCGCCUGAGGCCUGACCAGAGACUGAUGGAGAAUGGACGCUGGGAUGAAGCCAACGCAGAGAAGCAGCGCCUAGAGGAGAAGCAGCGUCUUUCCAGGAAGAAGAGAGAAGCCGAGGCUGUGAAAGCCACUGAGGAUGGCACUCCGUAUGACCCUUACAAGGCCCUGUGGUUUGAGAGGAAAAAGGACCCUGUUACCAAGGAGUUAACCCAUAUUUAUAGAGGAGGAUACUGGGAAAGUAAAGAAAAACAGGACUGGAGCUCAUGCCCAGACAUUUUCUGAAAUUACAGGAACAAGAGGGAGGAGGAUCAGAGGGGAAGAGGACAAAGGUUGGGAGAGAAAGCCAGCCAUUCUGACUUCCUUACCUAGUGCUUUCCUCAAGGUUGUCUUUCUUAACCAAUCAUUUGUUCCAAAGCAAUCACCAGGAGCAGAAGCCCUGGGGGUGGUGAUUGAUUGGCUGUGAUGCCUUAUCUGAUUGAACCUGACGUUGACAUACUAGAUCCCUGUGUUUGUAGGGGAGAGGUUGGGGAGCCGGGAGUUAGCAUUAUUCGUACCUACAGGUAUCUCUGUCUUUGACUCUCCCUCCUCCCUUUUACCCCAUUUGAAAUAAUGCCACCUCUAGUCCUAUCCUAGCAACAGUAUCUCACUCAGCCAAGAGACAUGUGAGGUGAGUAUGUGGAUUAGAGGUAUCUUGGUGCUGCCAAGAGCAAGCUCUGAUAUUAGAAGUUCCUUUUUUUUUAAAAUGCAAGUGAGAAUCUCUGUGGGCGACAUCUGUAAUGACUGUACUUGGGGCUCGGUGCCUCUUUUUAAUAAGAGUUCUCCAAGGCAGGCUAAGUUUUAGAGGGCCAGGGGGCAUGCCAUGCAUACCCAAGAGCUGACUGCUGUCAGAUCAAAGUACCUAGUGGGAGAGUUCACUUGUAAGUAGGAGGGGGGCAGCCACCCAAGCUCCUUUUAUUGGUGGCAGUUUGUCUUCAUCCACGUGGACCUCCCCUUGACUGCUCUCCAUCUUUUGGGCUACAUAGCAGCUGGCUGCCACUUUGGCCAUCGGUAGGAGGGGGCUAAUUGUACUUGUCACUUUGGGGGCUGCUUGGACUUCUGCAGCUGAGAACUUUUCCUGAGAAGGUAAGAAGGGCCAGAGCAAGACUUCCAGCUGUUCUGCUCUCUGUAUCACUCCUCACCCAUAUCCCGAUUGCCUUCUGUGCUUCAGCUUUCUCUCCUGGCAGUAGGCUGCUAUGGGGUCUGUGUUCCAGUGUGGAGCAGGACUUUGCCUGUUUUCUGACAUAUUUUGGAAUGAGAGAGACAGGGAGUAAAUGAUCUCUGGAAAGUCUUUCCACCAUCUGUCUCAAGCCCCAUGGACUGGAGCCACCUCUUGAAUAAUUUGUUAAAUAUCUGUAUAUUAUAUAUAUGUAGAGAAAAAUCUAAUUUUUCUGUUUUGAUUUUCCUCCCUUUCAUUAAGAAUCUUUUUUUUUUUUUUAAUCCACCCCACUCUGGGACUCUUUGCAUUGAGCAUAUAUUGAUGUAGAUUUCAUAUUCUGUUUUCCCACCUCCGAUGAGGCAGGAAGAUUUUAAAGCUGGUCAGGAUCAUGUGUGGCUGUUAGGGAACAGGGGAAGGUUCUCAUGGCUCAUUUCAUGAGGUACCCAUAAUCUCUGAACGCUGGUAAAUACCCUUAUUGCCCUGCUCUCAAAAUUGAAAUCCUUCACCCCUCCUUUCCCUGCUUGGAAGUUCUGCAGCUGUGAGGCCCCAAGAGCGACUUCUAGUUGGCCUUGGCCUGUGCGCUGGGAAGAAGACGGAGGCAAGGUCCCUAGAUCGCUCCAUGGGGGUGUGAGAGAUCUGCUGCUGUUUUCUCUUGCCUUCCUUCCCUGCUGUUUUAUUUUGUGUCCUUUGUCUCUCCCAGAAAACCUUCCACAGCCUUUCCCAUCCCUCCCCCACCCAACACCACCCACCCCUGGUUGAGGAUCACACUGAGGUGCCUUCCUUGUAUGCUUUUGUUGGUGUUUUUGAUUCUGUUCCUUAACAAAUGAGCCUCAGCCAGUGGGGGUAUUGGCUGGGGAGGGUUGGGGAGAACGGUGUGUGGUAUAGGUCAUUUCAGAGGAAACCACCACUCCAUUGAAAUGGAGUUCGUGCUUCCUUCCCAGCUUUGACGGGCAUAACAGAAGGGUGGUUGGGGGACUUCCUCCAACAUGCCCCAUUCCCAGAGCAGGGAAAGUAAUAUAUAGGCGAUGGAUCAAGUGAGUGGUUUAAGCAGAAGGCUUCAGAAUGGGCAUUCCUCAGCUACACCAGCCCCGUGGCCUACCGUCUCUUCCCCUGCGGCCCACAUUCUAUUUCUAGGUUUGGUACUGAGUCAGAAUCUGAUUCCUGCCAGUGGGAGAGGCUUCAAGUCCUACAGGUGGAAUAAAGGCAGAUUUAAAACAAAACAAAACUAUAAUUAUAUUUUUGGGUUUUUUUGCAUUAUUGCCUUUUUCCAAGAA
Vombatus ursinus (common wombat) is the source of this 4644-nucleotide messenger RNA. It is a transcript of the gene OSBP, whose product is annotated as oxysterol binding protein. The transcript has 14 exons. Gene Ontology annotation, molecular function: sterol binding. Bases 16 to 2457 code for a protein of 813 amino acids. NCBI's taxonomy places the organism in Eukaryota, Metazoa, Chordata, Mammalia, Diprotodontia, Vombatidae. The record is from RefSeq and is a predicted model, not a curated record. Gene Ontology annotation, cellular component: intracellular membrane-bounded organelle; cytosol; membrane.